GCUCUACGGGUGAACACUUCCGGUAGCGUUUCCUGUGUUUGUAAACUGAGAAAAAUUGGAACUCCGACAAGAAAUAUUAAUCUGCAAAACUCAACAAAAUCUUAAGGCCUUGGCCCCUGAUUAUUUGGGUGAGUGUGGUCUCUUCUCACACCCCUCAUCCUGAGUGACCCACCUUGACGCACCCCUUUACCCCCAAACACACACACGCAUUCAAACCACGCACCGGCGAUGACACACCACCCCAACAACUCCGUUCGAGACCACAUGAAAUGGGCUGGGUUGCUGGGCUGUGAGACGGUGCUGUCCAGCAUCGCCCUGAUGCAGGCCAACAACAUGUCUGGCAGUCAGAAGAAGUUGACGUCACAGCAAGGCCAGGGUCAGAGAGACCACAGCAACCCUGAAAGCCACCAGCAGCAGUCUCACGAGGCUCACCACGGCCACCACAACAACCACCAGGCCCACCACAGCCACAUGGUCCUGCCCUCGGGAGUCAGCUGCCCACCCCUGUUAAUCAGAAAAGAUGGACACUCAUUUCACACGCCCAGGCUGCUGGAUGAGAAAGAUAUGCAGGCCAGCCAGAAUAUGCAAUCGACAAAGAAGAAGCACAGAAAAUCAGGAACGCCCAACAAACUGAGAGAGAAAGUGGAGCAGGUGGAGAUGGAUAUUAACGGGGAUGAUGAUCAUGAUUCACUAGUACAGAAGAACUUCAUCUGUGAGCACUGCUAUGGAGCGUUCCGCAGUAGCUACCACCUGAAGAGGCACAUCCUCACUCAUACAGGGGAGAAGCCGUUUGCAUGUGACGUGUGUGACAUGCGGUUUAUUCAGCGAUAUCAUCUGGACAGACACAAGAGGGUUCACAGUGGAGAGAAGCCCUACCAGUGUGAUCGCUGCAAUCAAAACUUCUCACGGACGGACCGUCUGCUACGUCACCGGCGUCUGUGUGGAGCGAGGACCAGCCUUCCCAAGGAGGAGAACCAGUCAUUCUCCUGCGAGAGCAGAGGAGGAGCCUACUCCCAGGAUGCACCUGGGCACCAGGCCACUUGGAGCCCCCUACAGCAGCAGAACAGCCGUCUGGCUGUCUAACCUCUGACCCCUCGGAGAACCCCCCCCCACCUAACACACAGUCAGCAGUCCUCCGCUCAAUGAUGCCACAUACUGGAGCAGACCAGUACUGUGUCGUCCCUCAGCCCAGAUAAACCUGGCUAAGACACAAGAGAAAGACACCAAACCUUAUGCUGUUCUCACCACUGAACUCAUAUCCUGUUGAUGGGAUAGUGAAUAAUUUUCUACUCAUUUUAUUCAAAUUUUUGUAUUGUUACGUACAUGGUACAAGACCUAGAGUGGGAGAGGUUUGGGCAAGCUGUCAUAUUACUAUGGCAAUAAUGAAUUCACAAACUGAUAUGUUGUAGCCUCAAUUGGACUAGUAUUUUUUUGACUGUGAAUGAUCCAUGGACACUCAAUGUAAGGUUGGCCUGGUCAAACCAAUAUGCUCCCCUGGCUUUGAUUUUUUACCAUUGAGUGUUUGUGGAAACUCACCAUUGGGCAAUUCUGCCCUACCAAGCAAAAAGGCAGUAACUGCUCAUAGCGUGGAACUGAUGAAUAUGGCUUUUGUUUACCUUUGUUUCACAGGAACUUUAUGAAGUAACUGCUAACAUGACCCCCAUUUUCUCCAAAACACAAUACAGUAGAGGCAGGAUACUUGUCCACAUGAUUAAGCAUGCAUUUAAUGUAGCAAAAAAUGACAUUAACACAUUUUUGACCAAACGAGCAGUUACUGCCUUUUUGCUUGGUAGGGCAGAAUACUGAUCAGUAACCUAGGACACUCUUCUUGUUCCACAAGCAGCCUCAGUGUUCAUUGGCCAACCAGGUCAUACUAUGGACAUGAAGUUAUUUUAAGGACAAUGGUGAACACACAUCCUUGUGGCCUUGAACCACUCAGACUCAUUCAAAGUUGGUUCUGUUGCUACUGCUUGUAGCUCGCUAGCUCCUGGACUACCUUGUUAGGGAAUGGUCGUCAGCUAAUAGACCAGUAUAACUAGCUGAUCCAACCUUAAUGUAGAGACCAUUAGGGAGUUCAUGGCACAUUUCUUGUUCUCUGUUGUGUCCCCCACACAUCCAUCCAGUCCUUGUUAUGGGUUUGAUUCAAUGCUGUCUAAAUAUAUGUCACAUUUGAUACACUGGUCAUAUGUUGUUUAACUCUAGAACCUCUCAUAGCUACCGUUUUGGGCAUAGUAACCAUAGAAAUAUAAUUACUAAUGUCCAUUCUAGUAUUCUAUUUCUAUGUUAGUGACCUAUAGUCUUUUCAGUGAAUGUUCAGGACUGUAUGUAGGCCUAUUCUAUAUUCAUUCACUCCGAAGAGUCGGUCUUUCCUAACUCUUGUGUUAUUUUAAUUCCUUUUUAUCAAAUGUCCUGAGUACGUUGAUCCAGCUUGUCAUAUUUCAUGUCUGGUGUUUUUUUUUUUAUAGAAGGGGUCAUCAUAAGCAGCAGAUGAAGCAGGAUGGUUGACCUCUCAACGUUGCCCUUUUCUGACCCAGAAGGGACCCAUGUUUGUGAAUGAAUACUUACUCUAUAAUAUCAUACCAUGUUGUGUUUCUAUUCACCUCUGGCAUCUUCAGUGAAGAUGACCAUUUCUGAUCCAAAAGGACCCCUACAGCCUAGGCACUUCUGCGAGCAUUAGAUAAAUAUAACCAGUAUGGUAAUAGCUAUUGCUUCCAUCUGUCUAAUGCGUUCAGAUCUACAGGCAUGGCUAGGCAGUAGGUUUGGAAUUCAGUAUCUCUCUACUCAGUGGGGUACUUUUCAUUCAAAUUUUUAUUGGAGCGUCUCAAGCUCCAUUAUGGUAGCCUGGUCCCAGAUCAGUUUGUACUGGUUUUCCAACUCCUGUAAGUAAGUAGACUUGCACAAGCGUUGACUUCUGCAAGCUGGAACAGCUCAUAGGCGCAUCUGGGUACAUUACUCACGCUACAGAUGAGGCAGCUUGAUAUACAAGUACACCUCCUGGACAGGACGCUAGUCUAUCGCAGGCCCUUACCCCUAAUCUAUCUCCUUAAUGCUGAGUGCCAAGCGGAGACGCACUAGGUCCCAUUUUCACAGUCUUUGGUAUGACUCGGCUGAGGAUCGACCUUCCAAUCUCAGGGCGGACACUCUAAUCACAAGGCCACUGAGUCAGUCAUUGUCAUAUCAACGACCGUGGGACUGGGAUAUACAGCACAAACAGAUCUGGGACGAGGUUAUGAUGACAUUCUGUAUUUAUAAACACUGGAGUGAGGAAGCCUGAAAUAUAGGAGAAACAACAGUUAUCUGUAUAGAUGUAAGGUUUUUUAUAGAGAACCAGUAGUUACUAUUGCAUCACUGUCAGACUGUUAGUUGUGUCAAAGCAGUUUUAUGGCAGUCAGUUUUCUACUGCUAAAUUUAUUUUAAUAUAUAUUUUAAAUGUCAUUUAAAUUAGGAGUAGAGGCAGAACUGGUGCCUGUCUAGUGCAGCAGUUAUGAUUACUUCAUUCACGUUUUUAUUACUGGUAGUUUUGCAUGCAUUUGUGAUCCCCUAAGUUAAGUGACGUGAUCUUGUUUUUGGUAAAGACAGUAAAAUGUUUUUUUUUGUAAAAUUAGGUUUUGUUUUAAAAAUAAUAUCUUUGUUAUUGUCAUGAUUCUAGUCCCCAUCACAGGCAAAUGGAAGUCCAUUUUGACCUGGUAAGACAUAUUGUAGUGAAUGGAAAACUAGGGCCUCAAGCUUAAAUAAAGGUGUUUCUCUUUUUGAAGUUUUUAAA
Messenger RNA from Salmo salar (Atlantic salmon), 3763 nucleotides. RefSeq lists its product as uncharacterized. Gene Ontology annotation, molecular function: DNA-binding transcription factor activity, RNA polymerase II-specific; RNA polymerase II cis-regulatory region sequence-specific DNA binding. Gene Ontology annotation, cellular component: nucleus. Gene Ontology annotation, biological process: regulation of transcription by RNA polymerase II. Lineage: Eukaryota; Metazoa; Chordata; Actinopteri; Salmoniformes; Salmonidae. The record is from RefSeq and is a predicted model, not a curated record.